Hydra vulgaris (swiftwater hydra) is the source of this 3197-nucleotide messenger RNA. RefSeq names its product piwi-like 1 (Drosophila) (gene piwil1). Lineage: Eukaryota; Metazoa; Cnidaria; Hydrozoa; Anthoathecata; Hydridae. The record is from RefSeq and is marked provisional. Gene Ontology annotation, biological process: regulatory ncRNA-mediated gene silencing. Gene Ontology annotation, cellular component: P granule. Gene Ontology annotation, molecular function: piRNA binding; protein binding; RNA endonuclease activity.
CCACAACAAUUUUUGUGAUCUAAGAUAUAAGACAAGAUUUAAAAGUUUCGAUAAUAAACACAAAGUUUUUAUUUUAAGAAAUGACUGGACGUGCAAGAGGAAGAUCAAGAGGUCGUGGUGGUGGUAAUGAAGAUGCUCCACAACCUCCUGUUGGAGUUCAACCUGAACCUUAUCAAGCACCAGCUGGUCGUGGACGAUCUCGUGGAAGUGUUCCUUUACAGCAUGCUCAACCUCCACAGCCUGCUCAACCUCAGCAAACUGCUCAACCUCCACAGCCUGUCAAAGUACCACCUAGUGAUCAAAGACAGCAGCAGAUGUCUUCUUUACCUGCAGAUAUGUCUAAAUUGCAAGUUCGCGAUGAACAACCACCUAGAGAUGAACGUCGCAGAAGAGGUUUUGGUUUAGAAGACUCUCAUGUUUUAAAGACAAGAGAAGAAGGCCAGCUUAAAGUGGGUACAUUUGGUCAGCAGGUGGAAAUUGUGUCCAACUUUUUCAAAGUAGAUUUCAGAUCUGCUGAUUUACAUUUAUAUAAUGUAGUAUUUGAUCCUGAUGUACAGAGUUCAAAGUUUAGACAUGCUAUGCUUCAUAAAAUUGAUGAUGUAAUAGGAAGUACACGUUGUUUUGAUGGUAUGAUUAUGUAUUUGCCAAAAAAACUUUUGGAACCUGUGACCAAGUUGUCUGUUAAAACAAAUAAAAAUGAAGAUAUUUCAAUUACUAUAACACACAGAUGUGCUGUGCCUGCAAAUUCUCCUUCAGUUGUUCAACUGAUGAACAUUUUAUUUAAAAAGCAGCUUAAAAUAUUAAAUAUGCAGCAAAUUGGGCGGCAUUAUUUUAAUCCAGACCGCAAAAUAGAUGUGCAAGUUGAAGUGGAAAGAGGUAUCGCAACUCAGUUGCAAGUUUGGCCUGGACUUCAAACCUCAAUUUUGCAAUAUGAACAGUCUGUCAUGUUGUGCGCAGAUGUGACGCACAAAGUAAUGCGCAGAGAUAGUGUUUUGGAUUUUUUAUAUAAUACUCAUCGUAGUUUGUCCUCACAAGGAAAAUCAAAUACAUUUUAUGAAGCUGCCGCUAAAUCACUCAUUGGUGAAAUUGUUUUGACCAGGUAUAAUAACAAAACAUACCGUAUUGAUGAUAUUGAUUGGAAUAAACAUCCAACUGAUAAAUUCACAAAGGCUGAUGGUUCUGAAAUUUCUUUUCAAGAAUAUUAUGAAAAAACUUAUGAGCGUAAAGUCCUAGACCCAAUGCAACCUUUGCUAAUUUCAAAGCCUAAAGAUAAGGAUAAAAAACGUGGUACCCAAGGACCAAUCCUUUUAUUACCAGAGUUUUGCUCCAUCCAAGGUUUAUCAGAAACUAUGCGUAGUAAUUUCAAUGUUAUGAAAGACCUCGCUCAGCAUACUCGAAUUUCUCCUGAGAUGCGUGCGAAAAAUUUAGAGUCAUUCAUGAAUGAACUCCAAGCAAACCCUGAAGCUGUGCAGGAGUUAACAAGAUGGAACAUGAACUAUGAGAAAAAGCUUCUGCGGAUGACUGGAAGGUGUUUUCCUGCUGAAAAUAUGAUCCAGAAAGAUGCGAAAUUUACUUACAAAAUUAGUGAUGCUGAUUGGACAAAAGAAUCACGUGGCAAAAUGUUGUUAUCACCAGUUAGCAUUAGCAAAUGGCUGCUAGUUUUUUCUCAGCGUGAUAGUAAUAUUGCCCAAGAUUUUAAAAAUACACUGCAAAAGGUAUGUGGACCUAUGGGAAUGCAAGUUGCUGAACCUGAAUUGUGUCGUUUGAACCAAGAUAAUGCAAAAGCAUUUUUUACAGCUCUUAAAGAAAAUAUCACAAAUGAUCUUCAAAUAGUUGUGUGUAUUGUCCCCAAUAACAAUAAAGAUCGCUAUGACUCUAUAAAGCGUCUGUGUUGUGUAGAACGACCUAUACCAUCGCAAGUUGUUGUCAGUCGUACUUUAUCAAAGCAGCAGAUGCUUAUGUCUGUUUGUACAAAAAUUGGCAUACAACUAAAUUGUAAAAUGGGUGGUAAUGUCUGGGCUGUUGAUAUUCCAAUACAAGUAAUGGUUGUUGGAUAUGAUGUAUACCAUGAUUCACUUACAAAAGGAAAGUCAUUUGGUGGUUUUGUAGCUAGUACAAAUAAGUCACUUACUAAUUAUUAUUCAAGAAUCACUGCUCACACAAGUCACCAGGAAAUUUGUGAUCAGUUAAAAAUUUGUAUGACAGGUGCUCUUAAAAAGUAUCACGAAAUCAACAACACUCUUCCUGAUAAAAUUAUUGUAUAUCGAGAUGGAGUUGGAGAUGGUCAGUUAGGCAUGGUCCAUGGACACGAACUGCCACAACUAAAAGAGGCAUUUAAAGAUGUUGGUGCUGGUUACAAUCCGAAGUUUGCUAUGAUUGUUGUUAAGAAAAGAAUAACUACGCGAUUGUUUUUAGGUAACAAUGGCCAGUACUCAAAUCCACCUCCGGGUACAGUUGUUGACACGGUGGUGACUAGACCCGAGUGGUACGAUUUUUUUUUGAUUUCUCAAUCAGUGCGUCAAGGUACUGUAUCACCAACACAUUAUAAUGUUAUAAGUGAUAAUACUGGUUUAAAACCUGAUCAUUUUCAAAGAUUAACCUACAAGCUAUGCCAUCUGUACUAUAACUGGCCAGGAACAAUUAGAGUUCCAGCUCCUUGCCAAUAUGCACAUAAGUUGGCAUUCCUCGUUGGUCAAAGUAUCCAUUCUGAACCUAAUCCUGUUUUAGCUGAUCGUUUAUAUUAUUUAUAAUCGGCAAACUAUAAAUAUAUAAUUCAUGCUAAUAAACAUGCAAUUAUUUCUUUCGUUGAAUAUCAGUAUUUUUACAGAAAACUAUUUUCAAAGUAUGAACUUUUUUGUAUAUAUUAUAUGACCACUCUGGUUUUGUUUAAUAGUAUUGCGUUUUUAUCAAGGUGAUUUUUUACCAACAGAUGCGUUUUUAUCUACAGAUGUUGAAUUUUAUUAAAGUUGUUAGGCUUAAAGCUUAUUAUAAUGCGAUUGAGCGCACUUUUCUUUUUAAAGAUUUCAAAUGAUUUCGAAAAUAUUUUUAUUAUGAGAUUAACAUUUUUGUUAUGUUACAUAUCAGUAUUAACAAUAGACUAUACUUUAUUUUGUCAUCUAGCUUCUUGAUGAUUUUUUUUCUUUUUUUGUAUAUAUGUUUUUCGAUUUAUCUUGAUUUAAUUGUGCGCAUUAUACAAU